AUGAACGGCGACCUGAGCCUGUCCCAGUCGCUGGGCGGCCUGCGCAUUGCCAAUCCGGACGACGAGCCUCUGCAAUCCCCCACCUCGCCCACCGUCCCCAACGCCCGCCCGCCGCCGCCCUCGUCGCAUUCAUCCGAGAGCACCGUCACCGAGUCCCAUCGCCCGAACCUCCUGCCCAAUCUCUCCCACGAGAGCGACGGUCUCGAAUCCGGCCUAGGCUUCAACCCCGACAGUUACGACCUGCAGUCUUCCUCGUACGACCUUCCGCAACCCUCGACGUCACCCAGCACACAGCAGAGCGACACCGCCCAGCAUCGCUUGAGCCAUCGAUCCAGUAUGCCAUUGACCCAUCAGGCCCAGCAAACCGGCCAGUAUCCGAGCCAUUCCUCCUCCAACUACAACCUACCCUUCCGUAAUCCCAGCGUACAAGGUGCAUCAUCACGGCCGAUAAGCGGCAUGUAUAGUCAGAUGAACAACUCUUCCAGCUCCGGCGUGUCGGGUGUUUCGAACCCAGGAUCAUACAGAUAUAGGGAAGACGUGGCCACGGCUGAUGGCAGCUUAGGAGGUCUUGCCAGAAGUGGGUCACGGUCAGCAAGACAGGUUAUGGGGUCUGUGCCCCAGAGGGAUGCAAGCAGAAAUUAUAGGCAACCGUCAACAGCGAUAAGCAGCGGAAAUGGCAACGGACCACUACCGCCGCGAAGGAAUUCCAAACGAGGAAGAGCGACUACUGCAGGCUCAGCAUCGACGGGAGGAUACGAUGGAGGAGAUCAGGCAUAUGCAGGAAAUGCCCCCACACCACGCACGGCAGAAGAGUGGAGGGAACGAGGAGCGGCUGUUGGAACACAGAGAGAGGUCGAUGCAUCUGGUCAGACGACUGUGCGGCCGAUCAAGAAGGGGGUGAAGGACUUCAACUUUGGGCGAACGCUUGGAGAAGGUUCAUAUUCGACUGUCCUGGCCGCUACCGACAGGCAGAAUCUGAAGGAGUACGCCAUAAAGGUCUUGGAUAAACGGCAUAUCAUCAAGGAGAAGAAGGUGAAAUAUGUCAACAUUGAGCGUGACACCUUGAACCGCCUGACUGAGCACCCUGGCAUCGUGCGGCUAUACUACACCUUCCAGGAUGAGCGCUCGUUAUAUUUUGUCUUGGAUCUGGCGUCAGGAGGCGAGCUUCUGGGGGUGUUGAAGAAGCUGGGAUCCUUUGACAUUGAAUGCACACGAUUUUACGGCGCCGAGAUAUUGGAUAGCGUGGCAUACAUGCACAGUCGAGGCGUGAUCCACCGUGAUCUGAAGCCAGAGAACGUGCUACUCGACUCGAACAUGCAUGUCAAGAUCACCGACUUUGGCACCGCAAAGAUACUACCGGACCCUAGACCAAACGGUCGAAAUGUCGUUGGAGAGCCUUCAGGGGACCCAACAGAUGGCGCCGAGACGGACCGAGCAGUGUCCUUUGUGGGAACUGCAGAAUACGUCAGUCCAGAACUUCUCCGCGAUAAGAACGCCUGCAAAGCAUCCGACCUGUGGGCAUUUGGAUGCAUAGUCUAUCAACUCUUGGCAGGACGACCUCCUUUCAAGGCACCCAACGAGUAUCUGACCUUUCAGAAGAUUUUGGCGCUCGACUACUCGUUCCCAGACGGGUUCCCUGAAGAUGCUCGUGAUUUGGUGGAGAGACUACUGGUACUUGAGCCAUCGAACAGGCUGCCCGUGGAGCACAUCAAGAGCCACAGGUUCUUCGAUGGCAUGCAGUGGGGCAAGUCGCUCUGGAGGCAGAAGGCACCGAGGUUAAACCCAUACGUAGCACCUGUCGGCCAGCGUCCGCCUAUUCGAUUGAAUGGCCCGAGCAAGAACAAUGGCAGCAGCAACAACGUGAUGGCAAAUCAAGGAGCAGCUGCAGCCAUGUCGAAUGCCGUAGCAUCUGCGGCGCAACCGCCAACGCAACCUCAACCUCAGCCUCAGCCUUCAACACGAAGACCACAGCUGCAGAAUGUAACAGAGCUUCCACCGCCGAGUCAGCUGGACAUUGAGUGGUCACCGGUCCUUACGCACAACAACGAAAGAAUACUGAAGCUCGGCAACCUGAUUGUAACGACUUCACCUCAGGCGUCAAGCCCCAAUGGCAAGAACGGCGAGCCGCAGACGCCUUCGGAAAAGCCCAAGUUCUCACGCUUCUUCACGAGCAACACCACCAAAAAGCGGGAAAGACUGGUUUUGAUCACAUCAAGCGCGAGGCUUGUGGUUGCUGCAGCUGGUGGAAAUGAGAAGAAGUCGAAGCUGGAAAUCAAUCUGACUGCACACGGAUCAACAUGCAAAAGCUGUGUCGAUGCGAAAGGACUGACAUACUGGUCGAUCGAUACUCGAGACAAGCAUUACACAUUCGAAGAUCCGCGAGCCACAACAUCUGACCCCGCUGGCAGCAAGUACAGCACACAAGAGUGGCUUGAUGCCGUGGAGCAAGCACGAGAGUUCGCUCUGGCCACAUCGAUGAGCAACAGCUACUCGGGCGACUCGAUGCUGAACGAUCUCAACACGUCAGCGAUGAGCAGCCCAGCCGACUCCCUAGGCGGUGACGCCGCCAUGCCGAUGAGCGGCCCCAGCACCAGCGAGCGAUCCCACAACCUCCGCCACACUUUACGCAAGAACCCGGCGGACGAUGAAAGCAGCCUCAAGGGCCGAAAGCGCUUCAGCAAGAGACACAGUCGUAGCGGAUUAGCUGCAGUGUUCUAG
Molecule: messenger RNA, 2718 nt
Organism: Zasmidium cellare ATCC 36951
Lineage: Eukaryota; Fungi; Ascomycota; Dothideomycetes; Mycosphaerellales; Mycosphaerellaceae
Exons: 2
Coding region: 1-2718 (905 amino acids)
Biological process (GO): intracellular signal transduction; peptidyl-serine phosphorylation
Molecular function (GO): protein serine/threonine kinase activity; ATP binding
Source: RefSeq, a predicted model, not a curated record